GUUACAACUAAACGUAAAAACCCGCGUUAAACUUAAGUUUUAAAUAUUAUUUCAUUUGUAGUGCCUAUCGUACACGUAUUGUUUGAGGCUAUAUACAUGUUCGCACUUGUAUGCUGCUGAAAUGUGGAGGUUUACUCAAAAUGUUGAGAACUAUUUUAUUUUCAGUUUCAUUAUGUUUCAGUUACGUUGAACCAGCCCAGUGACUAGCGAAUAUAUUAAAUAAUUUGAGAACGAGCAGGAAACCAGUCUGACAGUGAAAGCUCAAACUCAUCGGCUGGUACUUUGUAUGCGAAACCAUAGCAGAUCUUUGAGGCCAGCGAGGAGCGGCUAGGAUGGGCGGGGAGAGCGACAACACGCCACAGCAGGGAAGCAAAGCGGACAGAUAGUGUCAAGUCUCGUUCUGGAAGUGAGUUUCAGAAAACUUGUUAGAGUUCAUGUCACCGUACACAAUUCGUGACGAUACAUGAGAGAAACAAAACGAAAUGACAGCUGAGUGUUUGUUCUCGGAUUCUAAAUUUAAGCGUGACAUCACAUGGUGCCCACAGCUUCCUUCUCCUCAGACCGUCGCCAUCGGUGACGUGUGCAGACAGCCCUGGUGACGUGGCCUUCAGUGGUGGUGACAUCAUGUCCGUUGUCGUGGAACCCGGAGAGGAGGUCCUGAGCUGGCUGGAAGGCCUCCGCCUGUCGCAGUACGCUGGCUGCUUCCUGGAGGCGGGCUGCCUCCGGCUCGAGGACUGCGUCGGGCUGACCGACGAGAGGCUCCUGGAGGUCGGGGUGUUCCCCACGGGUCACCGCCGAAGGAUCCUGCGCAGCUUGGAGUCGUUGGGGGCGACGGGCUCCCCAGAGACAGGGGCGCAGAGGGUUAAACCCAUCCCCAAACCGAGGCGCGUCUUCCUGAAGGACAGGAAGCGAGCCACGAUCGGCCAGCACCAGCCAGCACGGACGGAGGUGGAGCCUCAGCCGGAGAGUCAGGCACUGACACUGCCGCUAGGGGUGGGGAUAGGGGCGGGGCUGGAGGAGGAGGAGUUUGGGCUGGAGUCCGGGGAGGCCCCAAAAGAUCCGUCGGUCGCCCAAGAUUGCCCUGAGGUAAUGCAGGCAUCCAGCUCCAGCAGCUCGGACUCACUGAAUGCCUCCUCCCCUUCUGAACAAGCCUCAGACAGGGAGACUUCCCCCGAAGGCCCCGCCCCUUCCAUCCCACCGGGAUUCCAGGGGACUAUGGUGCUCAAUGAAAUCUAUGAUGAGGGCUGGAGCACCAAUGGCACACCCUGCCCCAAUCCCAAACCCCGCCCCACUCGUUCCUACAAACUGAGACACCGACCAGUGCCGGAGAUUCCCAGCCACACUGUACUGCCCCCUGCAGACAGGACCCUGCGAAAGCACGGCGACCCUCAUGCACAGCCGCGCACCAGCACCGAGAGCCCCACCGGUUUAAACACUAGGCGAAAAGCUCCACUGGUAAGAACUCUAUCUCCCAUCUGUCCUUAUGGGGAAACGUUUCUGUAUAACAACCCAGAAAGCAUAUUGGAUUUUGGCACAAAGGAACUGCUUAAGAAUAAAAUCUCCGACAAGAUACAGCACAAGAAAUUACGGAAGAAGUACAAAACGAGGGGUUCGGGGAACGGGGCCGCGCGCCGCGCGGAGGCCCCGAGCGCGGGAGCGCAGGAUCUCCCGGAGGACGAGUACUCCACCGUGGAGGAGUGCAACAGCGCUCUGAAAAGAAUGAGGGAGGAGCGGAAGAAUGCAGCCGCUUCGCCGGCCCCCGGCCCGGGACCCGAGUCUUUCAGCGAGCCCUACUCCCUGGUGCAGCACGCCCAGUCCGCCCCGGCCGACGCUCACUCCAUCUCUCCGUACGCCUGCUUCUACGACUACUCCAAGGCCGUCCUGAAGGAGGGCUGGCUGGAUAAGCUGUCGCCUCAGGGAAACUGCGUUUAUCAGAAGAGAUGGGUAAAAUUAGAAGGAGAAAAUCUCUCCUACUACAAUAACGAUAAGGAAAUGUACUCCAAAGGACUCGUUCCCAUCUCGUUGGUGACCAGGGUUCGAGGCUUGGGGGACAACAAGUUUGAAGUCGUGACAUCCCAGAGGACCUUUGUUUUUCGGGUUGAAAAGGAAGGAGACAAGUGCGACUGGAUCAAUGCUCUUCAAAUAGCGAUGAGAACGCAGUCCCCCUUCUCCCAGAAGCCCUCCAAAAGCAGCGCAAACAUGUGUGGCUACGUGGAGCUGCGCGGGUGUAAAGGAAGAGUCUUCGCCUCCCUGAUGGGCUCUAAACUUAGACUCUGUAAAACAGAGCAGGAUUUUAAAUCUGGGCUGGCGAUUACCAUGGUGGACUUGACGUCCGCUCAUGUCAGGGACGUGGAGCGCAGGGGGUUCGAGAUAACCACUCCUUUCAAGAACUUCUGCUUCACAGCGGAAUCGGAAAGGGAGAAGGGGGAGUGGAUUGAAGCGGCCCAGGAAUCGAUAGCCGAAACCCUCUCAGAUUAUGAAGUGGCCGAGAAGAUCUGGUUCAACGAGUCCAACAGGAGCUGCGCGGACUGCCUCUCCCCUCAGCCGGAGUGGGCCUCCAUCAAUCUCGGGGUCGUCAUCUGUAAGAAGUGUGCAGGUCAGCACCGAUUUUUGGGGUCCAGCAUUUCACAAGUUAGGAGCCUCAAGUUAGACAGCAGCAUCUGGAGUAAUGAACUUGUAGAGCUGUACCUGCAUGUGGGCAAUAAAAAAGCCAACAGCUUCUGGGCUGCCAGGCUUACGCCAGAGGACGCGCUGCACCCGGAAGCAUUGCCUGAGCAGAGAGCCAUCCUCCUCCGCAAGAAGUACAAGGACAGGAUAUAUGCGAAGACAUUGGCUGGCUUCACGAGUCAAGAGCAGCUGAACGAGGCUCUGUGUGCGGCGGUGGUCCAGUCGGACGUGCUGGAGACCAUGUCCUUGGUGUUCAGCGGGGCGGAUGUGAUGUGCGCCACGGGGGACCCCACCUACUGCACCCCCUACCUGCUGGCUCAGAGAGCCGGCCAGCGGCUGCAGAUGGAGUUCCUCUACCACAACAAGCUCUCGGACUUCCCCAAACUGGACCCUGUGUAUGAGAAGAGGUUCCCUCGUGACGCGUCCGUGUUCCUGCACGGGUUCCUGUACAAGUCCGUCGCUUCCGCCAAGUCAGCUAUAGAGAGGCGGGGCCGAGAGGAGAUGUCGAGGGUGUGGUGCACUUUAGAGGGAGGUUUCCUGAGCUACUACGAGAGCGAGAAGACGGCUGCAGCCAUGGGCAGGGUGGACGUCAGCGAGGUGGUCUCCAUGGCCGUGAACAGAGAGGAGACCAUGACCGGAAGCGGGGCUGUCUUUACCUUUGAGACUUAUCUUCUGUCGGAGCGCAACUUCCUGUUUGGGACAGAAACACAGGAGGCUCACAGAGACUGGGCACACGCAAUCGCCAAGUGCUUCAUUCCUCCUGCUGUAGUGCACAUGUUGAGCCGAGAUUAUGAUUUGAUCGGACGGUUGUACUAUAAGGAAGGUCAUGACCUGUACCACUGGAGGUUGGGCUGGUUCCUUCUGGAAAACUGCAGUUUGUUCUUCAGCUCUGGAGACGAGGGUGAAGAGGAGGGAGAACUGCAGCUGAAACGCUUACAGGAGCUGACGGUUUCGACACACACUGAAGGUGAAGAGAGGAUGGAGGUCCUGCUGAUGGUGGAGAGUGGAAGGACAGUGUACAUCCAUGGCUACACUAGGUUGGACUUUGCCUUGUGGCACACGGCCAUCCAGCAGGCUGCCGGCACUGACGGCAGAGCUCUGGGAAGCCAGCAGCUCAGCAGAAACAACAUCCCCAUGGUGGUGGACAGCUGCAUCGCUUUCGCCACCCAGUACGGCCUGUGCCAGGAAGGGGUUUAUCAGAAUAGCGGUGACCCGGGGCGUGUGUCUCAGCUGCUGGAAAGCUUCAGGACAGACGCGCGGAGUGUGAAGCUGAGGGUCGGGGAGCACCAGCUGGAGGACGUCACCGACGUGCUCAAGAGGUUUUUAUCCGGGACAGAAGAUGCCUUGCUCACUAAGGAGCUCUACCCAUACUGGGUGUCAGUGUUAGACCUGGACGAUGUAAAGCACAGAGUGGAGAAGUACAGGACAUUGAUCCAGAGUUUGCCCCAUAUCAACAGGACCACCCUGGCUGCUCUACUGCAGCACCUGUACAGGGUCCAGAAAUGCUCACAGAUAAACCAGAUGCAGACUGACCGCCUGGCCUCCGUCUUCUCCUCCUGCCUGUUCCAGACUGAGGGCCAGACCAAAGAGGAAAUCCGUGUAGUAGAGGAUCUGAUCAACAAUUACGUGGAUCUGUUUGAUGUUCACAAAGACCAAGUCAAGCAAAUGGAAAUGGAGAACGGUUUUAUCACCAAAUGGAAAGACACGAUGUUUUCGCCUGCUGGGGACCUGAUAUUUGAGGCGUACCUGGAGAGGAAAGAGCCAGAGAGCUGCUGCAUAAUCAAGGUGUCGCCCACCAUGCGGGCAGACGAGCUAGCCGACGUCGUGCUGGAGAUGCGGAACGUCACAGCGGAUAGAGCUGACCUGUGGACCACGUUCGAGGUCAUCGAGAACGGCGAUCUGGAACGUCCAUUACACUACAAAGAGAAGGUUCUAGAACAGGUCCUUGAAUGGGGGAGUUUGGAAGACCCGAGUUCUGCCUUUUUGUUGAUAAAGAAAUUCUGUGGAGCCAAGGUGGCUGACUUCCAUCAAGGUUGCACUAAGGAGAUUACUAAAGGGGAUCAUCUUAAAUUCAAGGACGGGUCCUCCAAACUGCUCUCUGGGCACAAGUUCCAGGACAGGUACGCCAUUCUUCGAGACGGAAAGCUCUGCAUCUACAAGGACAUGAAGAGCUCUAAGGCCGAGAGAGAAGUGUCGGUGAGCUCCGUCAAGUGCUACCUGGGGCUGAAGAGAAGGCUCAAGCCGACCACCAGCUGGGGGUUUACAGUUUACAUGGAAAAACAGCAAUGGUAUCUGUCCUGUGAGACGAAGGAGGCCCAGACCUCAUGGGUAACUGACAUUCUGAGGGCCAAGUUUGGAGAAGACCUCUGGCCUAGCCAGACAGGAGCCCGGCCGCCUGCAGUUCAGAAAAUCACCAGAGGGGGCACACCAACACCAGCACAGAACAAAGCCCCAACUGCAAAACCAAAAAAGAUUAAAGCGAGGGAGCUUGAGUCAGAAAUCUCCAGAAGCGGUGGCGGCCGGGAGCGGCGUGAGCAGAAUGCAGACGGCUCGGUCCAGCACAAGACGGCCUUGCUGAACGCGUGCCUGAAGCAGAGAGAGGCGUCUCCCCACCCCUCCUCCUCCUCCUUCUCCUCCUCCUCCUCUUCCUCCUCCUCGUCGUCCUCCUCGUCGGGCGAGAAGCGGAGGAGCGGGGCCCCGCCCGGGCCCGCGAAAGGGCCCGCGAAAGGGCCCGCGAACGGACAGCAGGCCCUGCAGAGGAAGUCCCCCGCGUUGGGGCGGGAGGUGCAGUUGCCCCCCGGGCUGCUGCACGAGCUCAGCACCGUGCUCAGUAAGACAGGGCGGAGGCCCAGAGAGGAGAAUGACUGAGAGAGGGAGGUAGAGAAAGAGAGAUGUGGAGUGAGAGAAAGAGAUAGGAGGGAGAGAGAGAGAGAUAGGGGAGAGAGAAAGGCAGAUAGAGAGAGAGGUAGAGAGAGAGAGAGAGUCACAGAAAGAGAUGUGGAGUGAGAGAAAGAAAAUAGAGAGAAAGAGGUAGAGAGAGACAGAGAGAGAUGAAGAGGGAGAUGGGAGAGAGAUGGAUAAGGGGGGUUCAUUCAUGUUCACCUCAGAAUGCCCAGCCGUCUCCUGAAUUUUUAAGUGGAAACUGUACACAGCAGAUAUUACACAGUCAUUUUGGUGGUGCAAUGCAGUGUUUGAGGCUUGUCUGGCCUUGGUCUGGUCAUAGAAGGCUGUAUUCUGUAUGCCAUUGUGUGUAUUCGAUGUCUUCCUUUUGGCUGCAACCCAAAAUAAAGAACUGGAUGUGGUGAGGCUUGCCCUGCUCGUCACUCUUCCGACUCUGGUCGACGAGGGCGGGGGCACAGCCGUGAUUGGUGGAAACAGUUCAGCUGCCUUUAACGGAGCUGACUGAAGAGCUGUCUUCAACCGGGAGGCGGUUUUCAAGGGGUCAGGCUGUCGCCGAUGCAGUGUAUUCUCCCAAUGUCACUACAUCGUCACGACCUCAAAGAAAAAAACUGCACUCGCUGUAGUCCAAUCAGAUUCUUGAUGAACUAUUUCAAUUACUGAGCAAAAUGGCUUCAAUCAGUAAAAUCUAAGUUGUUUAGAUUAUUGUGUAUAUCAGUGUACCUUUUUGGCUAUAUGCAUGUCCAUGUACAGUUAUUUUUUUUAUUUUUUAUACUGUGCUGUAUAUUAUGGUAAUUUGAAACCUUUUCCCUGUGGGAUCUUAUUUUAAUUUACACAUGUCCACCUUUUUAAAGGGUUUUAAUUAAAAGUGUAUUUGAUACGUUAUUGGUUGUAUCAUGUGCUUUGCAUGGCGAGCUAUCCCCAAAGGAGGGGUGGGGCUUGUGGGGCCUUUGGCUCUGUUAUUCACUUACAUUACUGCAGUUUAGCCCUGUGCUAUCAAUUAUUCAACCUGCCAGCAUUAAAAGUGGUGGAAAUUCAUUCCACAUAACACAUUUGCCCAAGCUCCAUUUUGUAGUAUCAAAUGUGCAAUUAAAUGUAUCAGUCAACAUUGAAAUAUUAUAUCUUCUUUAAACGAACAAUUUAUCUAUGCAGCGACUGCAUGAUUUAUCAAAACUUUAUAGUCACUGUCAGUGCCAAUGACAACAUAAUAAAAUAUAACUGUCCAAUAUUUCUUUGCUAUUCUAAUGAUUGCAAUUAGUAUAGACAAUUAGUAGUAAUUUGUAUGAUGCAUCUGAAGACAACAGAAUAAUUGUUUUGAUUAUUCAUUAUAGCCUAUUAUGGCGAAUUGAUUGAGGUCUAGAUAAAAGAACAAAGAGCAGCUCAAAAUAAAAUGAGGGGUGAACUGUGUUUCUGGUGUUCUGUGAAUUUCAUAAAAUAAGGCAACUGUUAUUCUGAGACAGGGCAGACCGUGUAACUGGUAAAUUGAGGUCUAAUAAUACAUUACAUUGGAUGGAAUGUG
Messenger RNA from Anguilla rostrata (American eel), 7084 nucleotides. RefSeq names its product ArfGAP with RhoGAP domain, ankyrin repeat and PH domain 2 (gene arap2). Gene Ontology annotation, biological process: positive regulation of GTPase activity; signal transduction. Gene Ontology annotation, molecular function: GTPase activator activity; protein binding; phosphatidylinositol-3,4,5-trisphosphate binding. Bases 625 to 5535 code for a protein of 1636 amino acids. The record is from RefSeq and is a predicted model, not a curated record. NCBI's taxonomy places the organism in Eukaryota, Metazoa, Chordata, Actinopteri, Anguilliformes, Anguillidae. Gene Ontology annotation, cellular component: cytoplasm. The transcript has 33 exons.